Messenger RNA from Chanos chanos (milkfish), 1239 nucleotides. Its product is annotated as SRSF protein kinase 3. The record is from RefSeq and is a predicted model, not a curated record. Gene Ontology annotation, molecular function: ATP binding; protein serine/threonine kinase activity. Gene Ontology annotation, cellular component: nucleus; cytoplasm. The transcript has 12 exons. Lineage: Eukaryota; Metazoa; Chordata; Actinopteri; Gonorynchiformes; Chanidae. Bases 1 to 1239 code for a protein of 412 amino acids. Gene Ontology annotation, biological process: regulation of mRNA processing; spliceosomal complex assembly; intracellular signal transduction.
AUGGCUGCAGCUCUCAGAGAAAUGCUCAACACUUUUGUUAAAGACAGGGUGUCUUCGGUUAAAAAACAGUCAGUAGAAGAUAUUCAGAGGACUCCUGAACUGAAUAAAUUCAAAAGUUUUGAACAUCUGGCGCUUGAUGACCCAUCAGAGCAGGAAGAUCCUAGAGAGUACUGUUACGGAGGAUAUCACCCGGUACAGAUAGGGGAUGUGUUAAACAAGAGAUACAAAGUCCUCUCCAAGCUGGGCUGGGGCUAUUUUGCCACUGUCUGGUUGUGUGUGGACCUCAGGUCUGGUAGGUAUGUUGCAGUGAAACUGUUAAAGAGUGGAGCAGGAUUCACUCAGGCUGGUCAAGAUGAGCUCACACUUCUACGCUGUGCCAGUGGUCCCACUGCUCGCCAUCCCCUGAGUCGACGGAUUGUUCAGCUGUUAGAUGAGUUUAAGAUAGCCGGUGUCAACGGCAUUCAUAUGUGUCUGGUGCUGGAGUUACUGGGGCCAGAUCUGCGCACUUGGCAGCUGUGUUUUGGUACCCCAGGUCUAGAGCUAACCUGCAUCAAACGCAUCCUUACACAGAUUCUUGAGGGGCUGGACUAUUUGCACACCCACUGCAAAAUCAUCCAUACAGACAUUAAACCUGAGAAUAUACUGCUGAGCCUAGAGACACAGUCCCACCAGACAAAAGCAGGACGCCCUCAGAUCCUUGGUAACAAGUCCACAGGGAACAAUGCUAUCAUUCCAGAUUGGAUUACUUUGAAAAUUGCAGACCUGGGUAGCUCCUGUUGGGUGUACAAGCACUUUUGUGAGGAGAUUCAGACACGGCAGUACCGCUCACUGGAGGUUCUGCUGGGUGCUGACUACGGCCCACCUGCUGACAUCUGGAGUCUAGCAUGCCUGGCCUUUGAACUUGCCACAGGUGACUCACUCUUUGAACCCAGAGCUGGAAAGACUUUCUCAUUGGAGGAGGACCACAUUGCUCAUAUCAUUGAGCUACUGGGCAAGAUUCCAGCAGCAGUGGCUCUCUCUGGAAAAUAUUCCUCCGAUUACUUCAACCAAAAAGGUGACCUAAAGCGAAUUGGUGUACUGCGACCAUGGAGUCUGUAUGAGGUACUGGUGGAGAAAUAUCAUUUUCUCCUCAGAGAAGCCUCUAUGUUCUCUGACUUCCUACUACACAUGCUGGACUUUGUACCUGAGAGGAGGGCUACAGCUGCUCAAUGCCUCAAACACCCAUGGCUUACAACAUAA